UUCCUUUUAUCUGGUUUAAAAGCCUCGUGGUUUCCUGAUGGCGUGCUUUAUUGUUUCCUGUUCUAAUUCUCUAUCUUCUUUUCUCCUUAGAGCAGCCACGAACUAUACUUAAACCCAUCACACGUAGAGAGAAAAAGGAGCAACAAAAGACAAGAUGCAGCUCAAAAAAACCGGCCUAGCCCUCGCGGCCCUGCUCCAGCUGUCCGGGGUAUCGGCCCAAGCCUCGGGCUCGGGGGAGACGACGCGGUACUGGGACUGCUGCAAGCCGAGCUGCGGGUGGUCGGCGAAGACGGACAGCGGCAAGCUGGUGGGCACGUGCAGCAAGGACGACAAGCCGCUGAACGACAACGGCGCGACCAAGAGCGGCUGCGACAGCGGCGGCGGCGCCUUCAUGUGCUCCAACCAGAGCCCCUGGGCCGUCAACGACACCAUGGCCUACGGCUGGGCCGCCGUCCGCAUCAGCGGCCAGACCGAGACGACUUGGUGCUGCGCGUGCUACGAGCUCACGUUCACGAGUGGACCGGUCAGCGGCAAGAAGAUGAUUGUGCAGGCGAGUAAUACGGGGGGCGAUUUGGGGCAGAAUCAUUUUGAUCUUGCGAUCCCCGGCGGCGGCGUAGGCAUCUUCAACGCCUGCACGGAGCAAUACGGCGCGCCCUCCAACGGCUGGGGCGAGCGGUACGGCGGCGUCAGCUCGCGCGCCGCCUGCGACAGCUUCCCCGCUGCCCUCAAGGAGGGCUGCUACUGGCGCUUCGACUGGUUCGGCGGCGCCGACAACCCGGGCGUCUCCUUCAAGCAGGUUACGUGCCCCGCGGAGAUCGUCGCGAAGAGUGGAUGCCAGCGGAGCAGUGGAUAAGCGAUGAGUAGGAGGAUGGUGGGAUAGGGGAUAGAUGGCGACGACUGGAGGACGAGUGUAUAUAGGUAGAUGUCGCGACGGGGUUAGCUUGUAUAUACAUAAAAGCUUAUAUAGGUACGCACAUAUUGCCUUGGGAAAAGCACUUGUUGCAUAAUUUGGGAGUCUUGACCGUUCUCGUGGGUCGGAAAUGGUUGUUUGCCAUUUUACUCGAUAUCUCUCAUGCCCUUCCUUCCCUUCCCUUUAGGCCAGACCUAAACUUCCGGUCUCCCGUAAGUAUUCAACUGCGCGCGUCACUAGUUAUUUACCUCCUAUCCAAGUUUGCUAUAUUGUGACGAUCUUAACAUUCUGCUGUUACCUACUUUAUAAAUUUGAGAGUACUUUCUAUAAUCUUGACGUCAGGUACCUAGUAUGUGAUUGUUUAUAGCUUUUUCCUGCUUGUUUUCGCCCACGGGUAAUUCUACCCUGUCUUUGUCGGGGGACGUUCGGGUUCUCAGUCAUUAAUAUAGCUCCUUAGGAGCUGAAUAAACAUCUAUAAAUUAAUUCAACACGGCAUUUGCCCAGA
Messenger RNA from Hypoxylon fragiforme, 1415 nucleotides. RefSeq names its product glycoside hydrolase family 45 protein. The coding region runs from base 155 to 853 and encodes 232 amino acids. Gene Ontology annotation, biological process: carbohydrate metabolic process. NCBI's taxonomy places the organism in Eukaryota, Fungi, Ascomycota, Sordariomycetes, Xylariales, Hypoxylaceae. The transcript is spliced from 2 exons. Gene Ontology annotation, molecular function: cellulase activity. The record is from RefSeq and is a predicted model, not a curated record.